UCACAACAGAUCAGACUUGGCCGGAGCGAAGUACGAGUACUUUACUUCGGAGCAAUUUCUCCCUGUUUUUGUCCAUUUCGCAGCUUUUUCGUCGCCUUUCUUCGUCGGUCGGAGUUUGUCAGCGCUUGUUCCAGGAUGGUUAAAGUGUCUUUUAACUCGGCUUUGGCCCAGAAAGAUGUGAAAAAGGACGCCGAAACUCUUAUUCCCGAGGAGGACAAAGAUGCGGAGGCCGCUCUGCCGAUGCGUCACCAGUCCCGGGCCUGGUGCUGGUGCAUGUGCCUGGGUCUGGCCCUCAUGCUGUCUGGAGUGGUGGUGGGAGGAGCCUAUCUGUACCGCUACUACAUCCUGGAGGUGAGCAGCCAUCCCCGGCAAGGGUGGGGAAGUGUCUCCGACACCAAUGAGGAGGGGCAGGUGUUCGUCUGCGGGGUGAACUACCGCGAGGAAGACUUCAUGAUCCGGGAGGAAGAGGAGGUGGAGGUGGAGCUGCCAAGCCAGUUCCACCUGCGGCAGCUGGAGGAGAGGAUCCAGGUGCUGGAGAGGGAGCAGGUGGAGCUCAUCAACGUCCCCGUGCCGGAGUUCGACGACGGAGAUCCAGCAGACAUCGUCCACGACUUCCAGAGGAGGUUGACCGCCUACCUGGAUCUGAGUCUGAACAAGUGCUACGUCAUCCCGCUCAACACCUCCAUCGUCAUGCCCCCCAGAGACUUCCUGGAGCUGCUCAUCAACGUCAAGGCCGGCACCUACCUGCCUCAGUCUUACCUGGUCCACGAGGAGAUGAUUGUGACCGAGCGCCUGGAGCGCGUCGACCAGCUCGGCUACUUCAUCUACAACCUGUGCCGCGGCAAAGAAACCUUCAAGCUGCAGCGCAGAGACAGGAUCCUGGGCAUGCAGAAACGUGAAGCUCUGAACUGCCACAAGAUCCGUCACUUCGAGAGCACGUUCGUGGUGGAGACUCUGAUCUGCGAGCCUUAAGACGCCUCGUCGCCUCACACCUGCUCUUAAAGUCACUGGCGUGCAGUGAGAUUGUGUUUUUAAUCCUCACCUGUCCUUUUUUUUUUUUUUCCUCUGUCCUUUACUUCAGGUAGUUUGAGUGAGUGAGCGGAGUGAAAUGUGAAGCUGUGUGGUAAAUAUUAAUUGAUUGUGAAAUAAAAAAGGUGAAGAGUCAUGUAUUUUUCCACUUUCUGUACGGGGGUCUUCUUGGAAGCUUUUCAAAAAAAAUAACAAGCUAAAAGACAGUAUAGUAUAAAAGAGUAAAUUAUUUUAAUCAAAAUAACUGCAGUUACAGCAUGAACAUAUAUUUUAAUAGACAUGGGUAGAUUUACAGUUUGCUUUUUCCUUCAGUCCAAACAUAAAUUUCAAGAGAAAGGGCGACUUUUGUACCACUCACCCUGGUUUUCCCAGGGAGACUUGUUGUUUUUGUAUUUUGUCUGCUGUAGCUAUUAAUACACUGCACCUGUUCUUAACUGGAAAAUGGUCUUAAAAUAAGAGUGUGGACACGUGUCUCUCUUGUUCAGCUUUAAGAAUACGUUGGUAGAAGAGCUGAGUAGGAAAACAGGAAAUUAAAAAUAAACUUCACAGCAGAGAGUUCACAGCAAACACACACUUGUGUUAAAAUCUUUUUCAUGAGGGUUGUCUGUCUUUUUUUUUUUUUUUUGAAUGUGUAAUUUUUUUGGAUAAUUCUUUUUGUUGUACUAAUUUGUGUAUAUAAUCUCUUCAAAGAUAUGACCAGACCAACACAAUAAACAAAACAGAAAAAACA
Molecule: messenger RNA, 1759 nt
Organism: Seriola aureovittata
Lineage: Eukaryota; Metazoa; Chordata; Actinopteri; Carangiformes; Carangidae
Gene: itm2bb
Product: integral membrane protein 2Bb
Exons: 7
Coding region: 136-972 (278 amino acids)
Biological process (GO): negative regulation of amyloid precursor protein biosynthetic process
Cellular component (GO): plasma membrane; extracellular exosome; Golgi apparatus
Molecular function (GO): amyloid-beta binding
Source: RefSeq, a predicted model, not a curated record